This is a messenger RNA of Molossus molossus (Pallas's mastiff bat), 1872 nucleotides long. RefSeq names its product carboxypeptidase A6 (gene CPA6). Gene Ontology annotation, biological process: proteolysis. NCBI's taxonomy places the organism in Eukaryota, Metazoa, Chordata, Mammalia, Chiroptera, Molossidae. The transcript is spliced from 11 exons. Gene Ontology annotation, molecular function: metallocarboxypeptidase activity; zinc ion binding. The coding region runs from base 218 to 1534 and encodes 438 amino acids. The record is from RefSeq and is a predicted model, not a curated record.
CCCAAGACCAAGUCUUAAGAGCAACUUCCCUUCCUCAGCUGCUUAAACUUUUUUUUUUUACUAUUCUGUGGCUGGAAAGAAGUGUCACAUUUUGCUCACUCCCAAGCCUUCUCCCCCACCCCCUCUCAGAGACCCUGUGCGUGAGCAGGGGGUGCUGUGAGCCACCUCCAGCCUCUGGUGACGGCUGGAACUAACUACAGCUCCUCUCACUAACGCUAUGAAGUUUCUCGGGAAGCCCAGGAGCCAGGCAGUGGCCUCUCUGCCUCUUUGCUUGCUCUUUUUGAAGAUUCUGCAACCAGGGCUCAGCCACCUUUACAGCAACCGCUACACUGGUGAUAAGGUGAUAAGACUUAUCCCCAAUACAGAAGAGGAAGCAUAUGCACUGAAGAAAAUAUGCCACCAGCUUAAGGUGGACCUGUGGCAGCCCAGCAGUGUCUCCUAUGUCUCAGAGGGAUCAGUUACUGAUGUCCGUAUUCCUCAAAAUGGUUCCCGAAUCUUGUUAGCCUUCCUACAGGAAGCCAACAUCCCACACAAGAUCCUCAUAGACAAUCUUCAGAAAGCACUGGAAAGAGAAAGAAGUUUGCAAGCCCAGAGAAAUCGAAGAUCCCUUUCUGAAUAUAAUUAUGAAGUUUAUCACACCUUAGAAGAAAUUCAAAAUUGGAUGCAUCAUCUGAAUAAUACUCAUUCAGGCCUCGUCCACAUGUUCUCUAUUGGGAAAUCAUAUGAGGGAAGACCUCUCUUCAUUUUAAAGCUGGGCAGGAGAUCACGAGCUUAUAAAAGAGCUGUCUGGAUAGACUGUGGUAUUCAUGCAAGAGAAUGGAUCGGUCCUGCCUUUUGUCAGUGGUUUGUAAAAGAGGCUCUUCUAACAUAUAGGAGUGACCCAACCAUGAGGAAAAUGAUGAAUCAUCUGUAUUUCUAUAUCAUGCCUGUGUUUAACGUCGAUGGAUACCAUUUCAGCUGGACCAAUGAUCGAUUUUGGAGAAAAACAAGGUCAAGGAACUCAGGGUUUCGCUGCCGUGGCGUUGAUGCCAAUCGGAACUGGAAAGUGAAAUGGUGCAACGAAGGAGCUUCCAUGCACCCUUGUGAUGAUACGUACUGUGGACCUUACCCAGAAUCUGAGCCAGAAGUGAAAGCUGUAGCUAACUUCCUUCGAAAACACAAGCAGCACAUUAGGGCUUACCUCUCCUUUCAUGCAUAUGCUCAGAUGUUGCUGUACCCCUAUUCUUACAAAUAUGCAACAAUCCCCAAUUUUAGCUGUGUGGAAUCGGCAGCUUAUAAAGCUGUGAAUGCACUUCGCUCGGUGUAUGGGGUACGGUAUCGAUAUGGACCUGCCUCCAGCACAUUGUAUGUGAGUUCUGGUAGCUCAAUGGAUUGGGCCUACAAAAAUGGAAUACCCUACACAUUUGCUUUUGAGCUGCGUGACACUGGGCAUUUUGGAUUUUUACUCCCAGAGGUGCUCAUCAAACCCACCUGUACAGAGACCAUGCUGGCUGUGAAGAAUAUCACAAUGCACCUGCUGAAGAAAUGUCCCUGAGAGGGCCCGGCAGUCAGGUCAGCCGCCAGAGAAAGAGCUGACUGUGCACAGGAGCCGCUCGGCAGUGGAUGAAAACUUUUUAAAGAGAGGGGCAACUGCUUGGAGCGAACAUAUCUGUGGACUUUUAAAGGAAUUUCUCAUGCGAUUCAACUCUCUGUGGCAAUAAAAAUGGUAAUAAAAUAAAAAUAAGAGCACAGCCUGUUUUGUUGUAAGCAAAAGCACCCACUUUCUACCCCAUUAGAAUCCCAGUUGAUUAAGGUGGGGGAUAUUUUCAAAUCCUUCUGUCUCGCGAAAUGUACAAAUUGAGGAGAGCACUUCAAUAAAUCUGUUCUCAAUUA